Actinia tenebrosa (Australian red waratah sea anemone) is the source of this 849-nucleotide messenger RNA. RefSeq names its product adenosine receptor A3-like. Gene Ontology annotation, biological process: G protein-coupled receptor signaling pathway. The record is from RefSeq and is a predicted model, not a curated record. Lineage: Eukaryota; Metazoa; Cnidaria; Anthozoa; Actiniaria; Actiniidae. Gene Ontology annotation, molecular function: G protein-coupled receptor activity. Gene Ontology annotation, cellular component: membrane.
AUGGUCCCCAAUUUACAGACGUUUUUAGCUUGGAGCUACGCCAUUGUUUCUAUACCGACUAUUUUGCUAAACUUGAUUGUUCUGCUAGCAAUCCGGAAGACACCUUCACUAUACAGACCAACACAGACUCUCCUCGCCAGUCUUGCUUUAACAGACCUGCUUUACGGAUUAGUCGUCAUGCCUAUUUUAGUAGCAUCAAAUAUCUUGGCUCUACAUCACAGCCAAGACUACUUCUGUAAAGUUUGGACCUUCGCGAGGGCAUUUGGACACUGGCUAGGUGGAGUCUCUUUGUACACUCUCGCUCUUAUUAGUAUCGAUCGUUUACUAGCCAUUAAACUAAGGCUGUCUUUCCGAGUCGUGUUCACGGCGAAGCGAUGUGUUAUGGCUUUAUCAGUUGGUUGGCUCGGGGGAGGAUUUCUCGUUGGCGUUUCUUAUGUGGUAUCACUUAUGUCCAAAUACACCGUAGUUAUUGCCAUGUUUAUAUUAGUUUUCACUAUUGUCACAUCGUAUGCUAUGGCUUACUACAACUUGAAGAAAAUAACCUCAAUUGUAGUAGCUCCUAGCAACUUGAACGAGCAGAAUAAUCCCAACUCAAGCACCAGCUUCUCUGCAUCAAGAUACAAGAGAUCUUUUAAUACCAUGUUGCUUAUCCUUCUUACGACAGCCGUUUUUUACUUGCCAAUGGCGACCGCGCUAGCUAUGGAAAGUUUCAUCCAUCAGGACUGGACUCAUCAUGCUACUCGAAUAGGAGAAUUAAUAAUGUCUAUUAAUAGUACUUGCAAUCCCUUGCUUUAUUUGUGGUGCAUUAAGGAACUCAGGGAAGCAGUCAAAAACUUCCUAAAGAUAUAG